CGAUUUCUCGUUUGCCUUGACGUACUUCGCAUAGAAUAGGAGUGCGUGUGCUCAUGAACAGGACGUCGCUCUUCGAGCCACUGGGAAUAAAAGUCACCCAAUGCGGCCCUUGUUCAAAACUUGUGCCUACCAGCACUUCAGUUGACCAUACCGAUACACUACAGGAAUAACCACCAUACGAAGCAGCGCAACUUCAGAAAAAUGUCCAAGAACGCUUGGCAGCAGAGCGAUGAGGAUCCGGGUGCUCCUUUGCCCUCCGGUGCCCCCGAAGGUCAGGUCCAGGACGACUCGUAUGCCACGGGAGCGAAUGAGUCCGUCCCUGUACAGUCGGACGAUGCCAAAGUUGAGGAACCCAUCAAGACCGAGUUGGCCGACACAGACCAGCAACUAGAACAAGAUGAAAGGGAGGCCGUCGACAAGUCUAAUAUCAUUCAGGAGGGUCUCCGACACGCAAAGCCCAGGGGCACAUACAAGGAGCCCGACAAUCAGGAUCUGAUGGAAUGAGUCCAGCUGGAAACAGGGAUGCGCAGAUUGUGCAGAUUGUGGGAGAGAGGGUCGAUGUAUGGUUAGCAGAUCAAACACUAGUACCGGAUCACUCUGGUUCAUGUCGCUCCGGUUUCCAUGGCUUGUCGAUAUCCAGGCAGUGGACUAAACAAGGGGG
Sodiomyces alkalinus F11 is the source of this 661-nucleotide messenger RNA. RefSeq lists its product as hypothetical. The record is from RefSeq and is a predicted model, not a curated record. Lineage: Eukaryota; Fungi; Ascomycota; Sordariomycetes; Glomerellales; Plectosphaerellaceae. The transcript is spliced from 2 exons. The coding region runs from base 202 to 504 and encodes 100 amino acids.